CACAAGAAACCAUUUUCUCCACACGCAAACCUUCUCUCGGCAGCGCUCUCAUCAGUACAAUCACCACCAGCGCGCAGAAUCUGAACAUCGAUUUUCCAAGGGAUCUUGAAUUCAGACGGUUACCCCGAUGCCUGACCAACAGGCGCACCCUGCAGGUCAACCUGCAGUUUCACUGCCCACAGAUCAACCUGAGCUCUACUCUCCUAGGUCAUACCAGGAGAUUUCAGGUGCAGACAAUAAUGAACUCGAUGGCUCCGUUUCGGAGGCGAUGCAUACGAGAUUAGCAGGGCCCACCAGAAACAACGAAACCGACACCAACGAAGCCGAAUCUGUGAAAUCCCACGACUCAAUUGAAUAUUCACCUCGUCUUCCUGACCCUUUUCCUUCUACAAUUCCCAGUGACACCGCAGUAAAUCCCGCAGCACCCGGACCAGUCGCACCAGAAACGGAUAUCACUAUGAAAGGCGCUGAGGAUGAGGGGUCGGAGGGUCCACAGAGAAAAAUUAAACAAGAGGAGGCAUCCUCCGAGUUAGAUCUUAACUAUCCACCUCCCGCAGAUGCAACGAGCCAAACGAAGGCACCGGCCGAGAGAGUGAAGAAGCCUAUCGAUCCAGAUUUCCUUGAGGCAGCGCAAGAGAACAAGGGCAAUCCAGAUUCGGAGUGGCAAUUCUCCUCAGACGACGAAGUCAGUGACGAGGAGGCAUUAUCAGAGGUAUUAUCGGCAGAUGAAGAGGAUAGCGAUGAGGAAGGGUGCUACUCUCCUAUGAAUGCGGCAGAGAUGGCCCAGCUAUUAAUGCGGGAGGAUGGCGGUUAUGAAAACUCCCCCUCCGUUUGCACCCCACACCGCACCAAAAAUGAGCUUGCAGAGGAUGAGGCAGAACCCGACAAGCCGAAUAUUUUACUUACGCAAGAUAUGGCAAUCAAACCUGUCGGUUUUGUCAAAUCGGUUGUGGGAAAGUUGGUCCUUAUCGAGGCUUCUGAUCCGGGACACCAACGGGUUUUGGGGGAAGGUUCUGUGCUGGCACUUGAAGAUCGUACUAUCUUGGGAGUUGUCGAUGAAGUCCUUGGCCGUGUUGAAAUGCCAUUAUACACUGUCCGAUUCAAGAGUCCGGAAGAGAUUGAGGAGCUUGGUGUAAAUGUGGAGCGCAAGGUAUUCAGCGUGGUACAGCACAGCGAAUUUGUCUUCACACAGCCAUUGAAAGCGAUGAAGGGCAGCGAUGCAAGCAAUCUCUAUGAUGAGGAGGUUCCUAUUACAGAGCAAGAGUUUUCAGAUGAUGAGGCAGAAGCAGAACAUAAGAAAUCCUUGAAGGAAGCACGGCAAGAGAAACGGGGUGACCGUGGCAGCGGCCGCGGUGACAGUGGUGGUGGUAGCACUCGCGGCAGAUAUGGCGGCGGCCGUGGUUGGGGGUCAAGAGAGCCGGUUCCGAUCCACAUAGAUGAGCCAUACAUUCCUCUAGCUCGUCCAGCAAAUCUACAAGAAAUGUACAUGUCGCCACCCCCCCCUCCUCCCAGUACCCGCGGGGGACAGAGAGGCAGCAACCGCAAGAGAGGCGACAAGGGCAGGAGUAGAGGCAGUCACCGCAGUAAGGAUUCUUUUGCUGGAAGAGGCGGUCGCAGAGGUAGUCACUCCCAAAGCGACUAUGACAGACCCCAGUCAUCCUCCCCGGUCCCCACAUUUGGCCCCCAACCGAACCAACCAUCUCCAAAUUUCCAACAACCCUAUCCCUACACUUUCCCACCCCGGUGGCCAGCCCCGGAGCAGCAAGCUGAGUUCAUCCGGCUCAUGCAAGGGCAGACUAGCCAAUGGCCCAGCACCCACCAGUUCCCAAUGGGCCCGCCAUUCUCGUUAGCCCCACACCCGCAACACCAGCAAUUCCAGCAGCAGCAAGCGGUAUAUCAAACUCAGCAGCAGCAGGGAUCACACUUCGCCGGUCAAUCAAACCCCCAACAACAGCAAUUCCGUAAUCUCCCAACGGGGGCAUACAUUAAUCCGGCCUUCUGGGGCAGACAAGGCCAAGCUCCCCAGGCCCAGGCCUCCCAAGCUCACACUAACUCCAACCCCCCAGCACCCACCCAGCAAAUUCCCGGCUCGGCACAUGAAACCGCCACCACGAGGACCGUUAGGGAGUCGCUUGAGAUCUUGAAAAACUUGUCCAAGUGAAAGCCUUCAAGCUCAUGUCCCCCCUUUCUAUUGGCCGCACUGUUUUUAUACUUUAUUUUCUUCUGAUUUAAGCUUUUACAGUACGAUAGAUGCAUAACCAAUAGGCCAACCUCUAUGAACUUAUCAUGCGUGUUCAAGGUUAUUGUGAGCGAUGUAAAGCGGGACGCUCGUGGGUAUGAGUUGGCAUGAUUAGCUCAAAAAGCCUUAAUUGGUGGUCAUCCCUUAAGGUACGACACGUGACUGUUAUAUUUAUCGGCGGCGCUCGUAUAUAUAUAUAUAUCUAGCUAAAAUAUCAAGAAAUGACCAGGACUAUGCCCAAAAGAA
Molecule: messenger RNA, 2485 nt
Organism: Tuber melanosporum (Perigord truffle)
Lineage: Eukaryota; Fungi; Ascomycota; Pezizomycetes; Pezizales; Tuberaceae
Exons: 3
Coding region: 269-2161 (630 amino acids)
Biological process (GO): box H/ACA snoRNP assembly; ribosome biogenesis; pseudouridine synthesis
Cellular component (GO): sno(s)RNA-containing ribonucleoprotein complex
Molecular function (GO): RNA binding
Source: RefSeq, a predicted model, not a curated record